Messenger RNA from Balaenoptera acutorostrata (minke whale), 1190 nucleotides. It is a transcript of the gene TFPT, whose product is annotated as TCF3 fusion partner. Bases 395 to 1156 code for a protein of 253 amino acids. Gene Ontology annotation, biological process: apoptotic signaling pathway; apoptotic process; positive regulation of apoptotic process. The transcript is spliced from 6 exons. Gene Ontology annotation, cellular component: Ino80 complex. Gene Ontology annotation, molecular function: DNA binding. The record is from RefSeq and is a predicted model, not a curated record. NCBI's taxonomy places the organism in Eukaryota, Metazoa, Chordata, Mammalia, Artiodactyla, Balaenopteridae.
UAGCACCUGCCGCUAGGCGGAGAAGGGAUGAGCAGGAGAGAAGAGAGGGGCUUUAUCCGGCUCACGCCCGCUGUGGACUGAGCCUGAUAAGCGGAGAAUCGCCAUAGUCUGACGACAGGGUGUCAAGACAAGAAUAAAGUCGAGGGCAACUCAGACCACUGGUGGAGGCGUUCGACGAGAAAGCAAGGCUUUCAGCCGGGAGUCGAGGUGGAGGUGGAGGGGUUGGGGAGCGGAGCCGGAAAUAGGAAACUACAGCUCCCAGAAGGCAUAGCGGCAAAGUCCCGGAUGCUGGGGUCGUGAAGCCUGAUGGGAAAGGUAGUUUUGCGAACGACUUAACCUAGAGGUUAGCGAGGUUGGAAGUUCUGAGGCCCGGGGCGCCCGGAGUCGGAGAGAGAUGGAACUGGAGCAGAGAGAAGGGACCAUGGCAGCCGUGGGCUUUGAAGAGUUCUCAGCGCCGCCAGGCUCAGAGUUGGCGCUGCCUCCGCUGUUCGGUGGUCACAUCCUGGAGAGCGAGCUUGAGACAGAAGUGGAGUUUGUGUCUGGGGGUCUGGGUGGCUCCGGGCUCCGGGAGCGAGAUGAAGAGGAAGAGGCAGCCCGGGGCCGGCGGCGGCGCCAGCGGGAACUAAACCGCAGGAAGUACCAGGCGCUAGGUCGGCGCUGCCGGGAGAUCGAGCAGGUGAACGAGCGGGUCCUGAACAGGCUCCAUCAGGUACAGCGGAUAACGCGGAGGCUCCAGCAGGAGCGGAGGUUCCUCAUGAGAGUGCUGGACUCCUACGGCGAUGACUACCGCGCGAGCCAGCUCACCAUCGUGCUGGAGGACGAGGGCAGCCAGGGCGCAGACGCCCCCACCCCAGGCAACGCCGAGAACGAGCCUCCAGAGAAAGAGGGGCUGUCCCCGCCUAGAAGGACGCCCGCACUCCCAGAACCUGGCAGCCCGGCCCCUGGCGAGGGGCCCAGCGGGCGGAAGAGGCGGCGAGCACCCCGGGACGGCCGCCGAGUGGGAGCUGCGCUGACUCCAGAACUGGCCCCGGUGCAGAUUAAGGUCGAGGAAGACUUCGGCUUUGAAGCGGACGAGGCCCUAGACUCCAGCUGGGUUUCUCGGGGGCCGGACAAACUGCUGCCCUACCCCACCCUAGCCAGCCCCGCCUUUGACUGACCCCCCCCCCCACAGUAAACCAACCCCCACACUC